UAAAACACUUUUAUCGCUGGUUACGUUACUUAACAAUCCAGGUCCAUCUUCAGUACAUUCAGUCUUGAUAUCUGUCUCAGUAAUGAAAACCGAAACGAUCGUUGUAUCAGUAGGUUCCCUGUUAUGGAUCAUUAUCACUUCUCAGAUAAAUAUUUUUCUAACUUGUUUAAAAUACUUACACUAUUUCUACUUUUGGUAUCUCUUCUAAUAUAGUCGUGAUAGAUUCCAACUUAAGAUUCGAUUGACGUAUUUUGUUAACAAAAAUUGAGGCGGCCACCAUAUCUUGUUUGCAUUGUUUGCAAUACAAACUAUUCUUAUUAUCAUCAGAUAGCUAGAGGAAAAUAAUAUGAUUGAAAUCACACCAUCAUUCAGCUUGUGCAAAAGCAAGCAUACCUUGAGUCUAAAACAAUCCCAAAUUAUUUGUGCAGCCGAACAUCCAUCAAACAAUGGUUCUGAUAAUGAGGACAUCUCCGUCAGGGUCUGAGGUUGACCACAAAUUUGACAAUGGAGGUUUUCGUUCAUUGUGAACUACAUGAAACAAGAGAGCGAUGUGCAGACUGUUUAAAUUCCAGUAUUCCAGUGUAGACGGUAACUUUCAAACACACCCAUAGUAUUAUUUCACCGAAGUUGGUUAUAUGUAUGAAUAUACAAUAAAUGCUGAUAGAUUUAUUUCAUGCAUAACAAACGUUACAUGUUAUUCCCCUAGUUCUGCACUACGUAGAAAUGAACAAAAACUAUUUAAACUCACAACUAUUAUAUGAUUGGUUCAACUAGAGAAUCAACAAUUUUGACAGCUUUGGGAAACUGGAAGGAAGAAGAUAGAAUGCAAGCAAAACAUCAAGUUAUUAUUGCCAUUGCAGUAUUCAGACGAUCUCCAAUACAUACAAGAGUUAGGAUGUAAACGAAAGAUAAACCUACAUUACCUACAAGUGAAUUGAAAUUAUUUAAUUGAUUAUUUAAACAACGUAGAGAGUUUAAACAUGAAUACGGACGGAAGGGUAUGCAGAAUCUGUGCUAAACCGCAGAAGGUAGCGUCAAAAAUGUGGUCCUUAUUUGAAAAAUUGAAUGAAAAGUGUCCUGCGGCUACAAUUAUCUACGAUUGCUUCAAGAUUACGAUUCGACGUUACAAAACUAUGAACAGAAUAUGUACACUCUGCAAAUCUGACCUCAAAGCAGCACAUCGAUUCGUGGAAAACCUGCGAAUUUCGGAGUUACAAUUAAAAAAUGCUUCGACUAACGAGAAAACAAUUGGAGUCGCGGAGGACCAACAAACUUCUGCUUUCGUUGCGGAACUUAAAAUAAAAACCGAAUUAUUGGAAGAAAAUAUAGAUAAUGAAUACGAAGAUGAAGAUAAUCCGACAAAUUACGAUUUCGAUACAAUUCAUAGAAGCCGACAAGACCAACCAGCCGAACGACCUAAAAAAGAACUCCCAAAGAAGUUAAAUCUUGUAAAAGAAAUUCAAACAAAAUCAACGAAACUAAAAGAGCAGUACGCUUCCCCUAACUGGUCAUCCGAAGAAGACAAUAAUUCUCCGGAAGAAAAUGAAGCAGAUCCAGCGCCUAAGCGGCUGUAUUAUGGCGUUAAGUCAAACUCCGCUCCGAAACGAUGUUGUUCAUGUAAGGAACCUUUAGACAGCUACGAAAAAGUCCGAGAACAUUCCGUAACGUAUCAUCAAAGCGACCGCUUGAGCAACCCGAAGGAAUAUGGGAAUAGGAUUUUCGAGUGUUCAGUAUGCUUUAAAAGAUUCGAAACAAAAAAGUUAUACCUGCAGCAUCAACGAAAGAUGUUUGUCGAUGUGCUGCAUCCAUGUUCACGAUGCGAAGAGGAGUUCGCCAAUUUGUUCGUACUUAAAAAGCAUAUUAAAGUCGAUCACCAGAAAAAAUUCAUCACAACUGAAUUGGAAGAAAUUAGGAAAAGGGAGAAUAUAUGCUGCGCUUGUAAAGAGAAGUUCAUUACGCAAGAUGAGCUCAGGGAACAUGUUGAAAAAGUACACUACCCCGACCGAAUUUUCAACGAAACAACCAACACGUUUGAGUGCAACGUAUGCUACAACCGGUUCAAAACCCAGAAAUCCCUCAGACAUCACCAGCUAAGACUUUUCAAGGAGAAGAAAUUUGUUUGCACACUUUGCGGAAAGGUUUUCAGAGAGAAAGUACGACUUGCGGAGCAUGAAAAUUUGCACCGAAAAAUUACUAAAUUUGAAUGUCCAUUUUGCGCAGCUAAAUUUGCGAUUAAGAAUUCAUUUGAUGUACACGUGAAAAUGCACGACGCUGAAGAAUGCUUCAAAUGUGAAUAUUGUGGAAAAGGUUUUCGUAAAAAGAGCCUUCUGCUCAGUCAUUUGCAAAUUCACAACAGUGAUCGACCGUUCAAGUGCCAUCUAUGCCCGAUUACGUUUACCAGACAAAACCUGCUGGAUUCGCACAUUCUAGCACACUCUGGAUCUAAGCCACACAAAUGUCAGCUAUGCUCUGCCUCGUACAUUCAUCAACGUGAUCUUCGCCGGCACAUUCGCGAAAAACACGAAGGGAUCCGAAGCUUCAAGUGCCACAUUUGCCCUAAAGCGUACAUCAGGCAAAAGCUCUUGAUUGAGCACCUGAAAUCACACGAAAAUUGACGAUGGAUUAAAUAUGUACCUUUAAUAAAAUAGUCGAAAUACAAGAAUGACUCAUA
Molecule: messenger RNA, 2671 nt
Organism: Wyeomyia smithii (pitcher-plant mosquito)
Lineage: Eukaryota; Metazoa; Arthropoda; Insecta; Diptera; Culicidae
Product: gastrula zinc finger protein XlCGF26.1-like
Exons: 3
Coding region: 981-2615 (544 amino acids)
Biological process (GO): regulation of transcription by RNA polymerase II
Cellular component (GO): nucleus
Molecular function (GO): DNA-binding transcription factor activity; RNA polymerase II cis-regulatory region sequence-specific DNA binding; zinc ion binding
Source: RefSeq, a predicted model, not a curated record